Messenger RNA from Propithecus coquereli (Coquerel's sifaka), 1713 nucleotides. It is a transcript of the gene IP6K3, whose product is annotated as inositol hexakisphosphate kinase 3. The transcript is spliced from 5 exons. Gene Ontology annotation, molecular function: inositol hexakisphosphate kinase activity. Lineage: Eukaryota; Metazoa; Chordata; Mammalia; Primates; Indriidae. The coding region runs from base 174 to 1391 and encodes 405 amino acids. The record is from RefSeq and is a predicted model, not a curated record. Gene Ontology annotation, biological process: inositol phosphate biosynthetic process; phosphatidylinositol phosphate biosynthetic process. Gene Ontology annotation, cellular component: cytoplasm; nucleus.
CUGAGAGUCCACACACAGGAAGACACCUGUGCCCAGACAGCAGUGAAGGCCGAGAAGGAGAAAGUCGAGGACCAUUGACAGCCCGAAUCCUGUCCAGGAGCUGCUGCUCUAGCUUCUGCCUCACACCCUCCUCUCGCAGAUUCUGCGGGGGGACCGGCUCCCUGUGCGGAAUCAUGGUCGUACAGGGCAGCACGGACGCCAGGGACAUCAGGGUGGGCGUGCAGCUGGAGCCCUUCCUGCACCAGGUCGGGGGGCACAUGAGCGUGAUGAAGUAUGACGAGCACACCGUGUGCAAGCCCCUCAUCUCCCGGGAGCAGAGGUUCUACGAAUCCCUGCCGCUGGCCAUGAAGCGCUUCACCCCUCAGUACAAAGGCACCGUCACGGUGCACCUCUGGAAAGACAGCAAGGGCCAUCUCAGCCUGGUCGCCAACCCACUGAAAGAGAAUCAGGAGCCCUUCAAGGUCUCUGCGGAGUCGGCGGCGGUGGCCGUCUGGCAGACGCUCCAGCAGACCACCGGUGGCAGUGGCAGCGCCCGCGUCCUCGCGCAGCUGGCACGCUCACCCAAGGAGAGCCCAGCCAAGGCACCCCUGAGGCCCGAGUCCCACCUCAACGCUCAAGUGUCCUCGCUGCUGGAAGACGUUAACGGGAACCAGGUUGAGAAGAAGAGCUUCAACCCGUGGGGCCUGCUCUGCCACCAGGCCCACCUGACCCGCCUGCGCUCCGAGUUCCCCGAGAACAAGCGGCACCGGUUCCUGUUGCUGGAAAACGUGGUGUCGCAGUACACGCACCCCUGCAUCCUGGACCUGAAGAUGGGGACCCGGCAGCACGGGGAUGAUGCGUCCGAGGAGAAGAAGGCCCGUCACAUGAAGAAGUGUGCACAGAGCACCUCGGCCCGCCUGGGCGUGCGCAUCUGCGGCAUGCAGGUUUAUCAAACGGAUAAGAAGCACUUUCUCUGCAAAGACAAGUACUAUGGAAGAAAACUCUCCGUGGAGGGGUUCAGACAAGCCCUCUAUCAGUUCCUGCACAAUGGAACCCACCUCCGCGCGGAGCUGCUGGAGCCCAUCCUGCGCCAGCUCCAGGCCCUCCUCUCGGUCAUUAGGAGCCAGAGCUCGUACCGGUUCUACUCCAGCUCCCUCCUCAUCAUCUAUGACGGGCAGGAGCCAUCAGAAAGAACCUCAGGCAGCCUGCAUCCUCAGGAGGCUCCGCAGGUGGCCCACGGCAGCUCUCCCGGGGGUCUCGCCAAGGUUGACAUCCGCAUGAUCGACUUUGCUCACACGACAUACAAGGGCUCCUGGAAUGAGCACACCACCUACGAUGGACCAGACCCUGGCUAUAUUUUUGGCCUGGAAAAUCUCAUGGGGAUCCUGCAGGAUAUCCAAGAGGGACAAUGAAACUUCUUGGGCUCAUCUGGAUUUUUCUGGGCUACGGAUCUCAAAAAGGGACCUAUUGGUCGCUAGGGUAGUCUAGACACCCCUUAGAUGUCUUCAUAAUAGUCGUAUCUACCCUCAAAGCCAUCUCUAUACAUGGCAGACUAUAUGAACAGCUGUCAAUCAGCUCUGGAGGUGAUUCCACAUACUCUGGCAUCCUGCUCUAAUGCUGGUCAUCAUAGAAGGGACAGUCAGGAUAAAGUGGCAUCCAUUGUGAGUACACCGGAGGGAGCAGCAUGAUGAGUUGAAGGCCAGCACUGCAGUGCGUUCCGGAGUAUUUGCAUCU